Molecule: messenger RNA, 4015 nt
Organism: Rhodamnia argentea
Lineage: Eukaryota; Viridiplantae; Streptophyta; Magnoliopsida; Myrtales; Myrtaceae
Product: LRR receptor-like serine/threonine-protein kinase RPK2
Exons: 2
Coding region: 534-3725 (1063 amino acids)
Biological process (GO): protein phosphorylation
Cellular component (GO): plasma membrane
Molecular function (GO): ATP binding; protein kinase activity; protein binding
Source: RefSeq, a predicted model, not a curated record
UUGUCGUCUUCCUCGUUCUUCUCCACCUCAGUCCAGACCCAACCCAACCAUUUUCAUGGCUUCCCCUUUCUUUUUGUACUUAUUCCCUGUCCGAGCCGACUCGCCGGUUCCACUCGCUCGCUCGCUCUCUCUGCCCACUGAAUCUAUGGUAAAUGCCGAAUUCAAAUUUUCAAUGAGUUUAAUUUAUUAGAUUUGACUCGAAGACUCUCCUACCGAGAAGGGAGAUUGAUUUCUGUGUCCCAGACUCCCCCAAAAAAAUCAAAACUUGAACCUCUCCCAGUAGAGAGACAAGAGAGUGGGGUGUUGCUGUUUUUCUCUGUAAACGAGCGUUGAGCCUUCUCUCUUUCGCGGUGAGCUUCGUCCUCUCUCGCUCGCACUGUCGUCUUCUUCUCUCGCUUCAAAUCUCGUUGUCUCUAGCGUCUUCCAUUUCCUUCUCUCGUCGUCGCUGCUUCGCAGAUCUGUCGGCGGCUUUUCCCCGCCGGCCACGAGGCUUCCGUUUCGAGACAGGGAGACCGCUUCAGGGUGGCGAGGAAAUGGCGAUUGUCGUCUGGUUGAUGGCGUUUUCGUACUCCCUCGCGAUGUCGGAAGCUGUCGCUUUGGCUUCCAGCGACGACGCAAUGUCGCUGCUCAGCUUCAAGAGCUCGGUAUCCACCGACCCCUCUGGCCUUCUCUCGGGGUGGAACGACUCGACGAGCCAUUGCACUUGGUACGGUGUCACGUGCGACCGGUCCUCCGGUAGAGUGGUGGCGUUGAGUGUCGGAGGGAGUUUGACGGCGUCUUGUCCGCUGGAGUCGCAGCUCAAUUUCACGAGAGAGGACUCGUAUCUCGCUGGGGAGUUGCCUGAGGCUAUCGGAGACCUGACGGAGCUCCGGACUCUGUCGAUACCUUACAAUGCGUUCUCCGGUGAGAUCCCGGCGAGCAUUGGGAAGCUCCGGUUCCUCGAGGUUUUGGAGCUCCAAGGGAAUAACUUCUCUGGCGUGAUUCCUGUUCAAAUAAGGUACCAUGCGUUUCUUCGCUUGGUGAAUUUGUCGUGUAAUUCAUUAUCCGGUUCCAUACCGAGUGGUCUGAUUGGGUAUGGAAGACUAGAUGCGGUUGAUCUAUCCAAUAAUCAGCUUUCUGGUGGGAUUGAAGUGGAUAAAAGCAGCGACUGCAAGCUUUUGAGACAUUUAAAGCUGUCAAAUAACUUUCUGGUGAAUAGUAUUCCACCUGAGAUUGGAAAAUGCAUUAAUAUGAGGACUCUGUUGCUUGAUGGCAACAUCCUCGAGGGUAGGAUUCCACCCGAGAUUGGUAAUAUCGCAGCUCUUCGGGUUUUAGAUGUUUCCCGGAACAGUCUCAUUGAUAGGAUCCCAAAAGAGCUAUCUAAUUGUCGGAACCUAUCUGUUAUUGUGUUGACCAAUUUGGUCGAUUAUAGUUCGAGUAGCAAUGGCUCGAUGGAUAGCCUCAGAGGGGAGUUCAAUGCAUUCGCAGGGGGGAUUCCACAUGAAAUUUUCCUGCUUCCAAGUCUGCAGAUUUUGUGGGCACCGAGGGCGAAUCUUGGGGGGCGGUUCCCGACUAAUUGGGGUGAGUCUUGCUCGCUGAGAGUCCUCAACUUGGGUCAGAAUUAUUUUGCUGGUGUGCUGCCUGAAGGCAUGGCGGUCUGCAGAAAGCUUUCCUUCUUGGAUGUGAGUUCGAAUAAUUUGAUGGGUCCUCUCCCUUCCCCAUUGCUGAUUCCAUGUUUGCUUUACUUCAACGUCAGCCAGAACAACUUAACUGGCGUUCUUCCCAAGUUUCUGCAAGGCAGUUGCACCGUUAACACGUUCUUCAGUGAAGAAAUAGUUAAUGCAGAAGAUCUUCGGAAUUCCGACUUGGUCAUGUGGACUUCUAGAAUGGGAAUUUCUUCUGGGUCCAAUGUAAAUGGUACCUCUGCAGUGGUUCAUGAUUUUAGCUGGAACAAAUUUGUUGGCCCGUUGCCUCAGUUUGUGUUGGGAGAUGAAUUUCUGGGAACUGAUAAGAGAUCUUCAUACAGACUCUUACUGAAUAACAACAAGUUCAAUGGGUCUUUUCCUGUCAACCUAAUCUCGAACUGCAGUCAUCUUCUUAGCUUUUCGGUGAACCUGAGUGCUAACCUGAUAGAGGGCACAGUUGAUGAGGUAUCGCAUCUAGACUGUGAAGGGCUAUCCGAAUUUAUAGCAGCAGACAAUCAGAUUAGUGGACCAAUCUCUCCUAGUAUUGCGAACUUCAUGACGCUUCAAAUUGUCGACAUUCGAAGAAAUAGAAUACAUGGAUCUCUGCCUGGUCAAUUAGGGAAUUUGAAAAACGUCAAUUGGAUGCUUCUUGGAGGAAACAAUCUAACUGGGGAAAUUCCAUCUCAACUUGGUCAAUUAACUUCACUAACAUUUUUGGAUCUUUCUCAAAAUGCUCUGACAGGAUCAAUACCUGCAAGUUUGACAAAUGCCUCGAAUCUUGUAAAUUUGCUUCUUGAUCAUAACAGCCUCUCAGGGGAGAUUCCUCAAUCUUUUUCGGCCCUUCCCAAUCUUGUGACUCUGGACCUUUCUUUCAACAAUCUUUCUGGCCAUAUUCCACACCUUCAGCACCAGAGCGAUUGCAGUUCUUUCAGAGGAAAUAUUCAUCUGCUUCCUUGCCCAGAUGCAUAUGUUACACCUCCAGCAGGGCUUCCAGUGCCGUUGGAAGUUAAAAGGUCUCAUGGCCCCAAAAAACUAAAGCCUCUCAUCAUUGCGCUGGUAACUUCUGCUGCUAUUAUACUCAGCGUGCUAAUAAUUGUGGUCCUUGUCCUUGUCUUUGGAAGGAGAAAGCUUAGUCGACUUACUAGCUUGAGAAGGAAAGUGGUUGUUACCUUUGCAGAUGUUCCAGCUGAAGUGAACUAUGGUAGUGUGGUUAGAGCGACGGAAAAUUUUAGCAUCCGGUAUCUAAUUGGUACUGGUGGAUUUGGCUCAACGUACAAAGCAGAGUUGGUCCCAGGUUUCCUAGUAGCUGUGAAGAGACUCUCUGUUGGUAGAUUUCAAGGCAUUCAGCAAUUUGAUGCAGAAAUAAGAACUUUAGGGAGGAUACGGCAUAAGAACCUUGUUACUCUUAUUGGGUAUUACGUGGGAGAGACAGAAAUGUUCUUGAUUUAUAACUAUCUAUCUGGUGGAAACCUUGAAACCUUCAUACAUCAGAGGUCUGGAGAAAAUGUGAAGUGGCCAGUGAUCCACAAAAUAGCUCUUGAUGUAGCACAGGCUCUGGCUUACCUCCACUACUCUUGUAGUCCCAGAAUUGUUCACAGGGACAUUAAGCCAAGCAACAUUCUGCUGGACAAAGAGCUUAACGCCUACCUUUCAGACUUUGGGCUCGCUAGGCUCUUAGAAGUUUCUGAAACACAUGCCACGACGGAUGUAGCUGGUACGUUCGGGUAUGUGGCACCAGAAUACGCAACCACAUGCCGGGUUUCUGACAAGGCAGAUGUAUAUAGCUUUGGUGUUGUACUGUUGGAACUGAUGUCUGGGAAGAGAUCAAUUGAUCCCUCAUUUUCUGAAUUUGGGAAUGGGUUCAACAUUGUGGCAUGGGCCAGGUUCCUAAUAAAGGAGGGCCGUCCGUCUGAGCUAUUCUCUACAGAACUACGGGAGGCUGGGCCCCUGGAAAAUCUUACAGGGAUGCUAAGGCUUGCAUCAGUUUGCACAGCAGAGUCACUCUCUGUUCGCCCCUCGAUGAAGCAGGUUGUCGAGAAGUUGAAACAGUUGAAAUCUUGAGUUGAACAAUGCUCAUCGACUUUUUGUAUUUAAAGGGGAGAAAUUGGAGCCUCCUCUUACCCCAGUAAAUUUUAAUCAAGGUGAGUAGUUUUUGCAGACUAUAAGUUUGAUCUUACAUUUAAAGGGACAACCAAAAUCCCGAGACAGUGGAGAGGGCAUGAGAUCUUCUUUGGACUGAUCUCUUGGCCAAAUGUUUUACUUGGAAAAGAGGGACAAGGCUCUCUAGCAAAUACUUGCGAAAACUGUGAUAAAGGAGAGAGUUUCAUGUCACUAGCUUCUAUGUUCCUGCC